AUGUAUCAACAACCAAAUCAUUCGUACUCGUCAAGCGAUUCUUUGCGUAGAUUGUCAUCCAACAAUCCAUUUAGACAAUACCAACCAUCUCCAGCCCCAAUUCAACCACAAUCGUCUCUGCUGCUGCUUCAAAUGCCUCAACAUGGUUUGGGAUACCAAAAUGCAAAUAAUAGUCAUAAUAGUAUACUAGCUAAACAUUAUGCUCAUAGUCCUCGCAAGGCAUCAACCUUGAGUAACCAAUCAACAUCGUCAGCUCAUUUCGAUGAAUGGGUGGCUAAGAAUAGACAGCUUGUUGAUGGCAGUGACGAUGAAGAACUUUAUGGUGACCCUGAAACUGAUUCCCAAGUAAGUCCAAACAAGAUUCUCAGCUAUUAUCAAAAUAAUAACGCCUCCCUUGAUAGUAACAUUGGUGGUCAUGGUAAAAACGCUAGGAGGUAUAGUAGAAUCAACAGUGGGGGUAGUGCUACUAACCAGGGGCCACAAUAUGUGGGCAGUUUUAAUGAGCAUCAAAGUAAUGGCUAUUCAAGACCAAUCAAGCCACAAGCAAUAAGAUCAGACAGUGAUUCAAGCGUCAGUUACUCAAACAGAGCCAUGAAGUCUAAUAAUCCAUUCGUUACAUCUGCAAAUGAACCAGAAGAGCUAGUCCAGCCUCAAAUUCAACGCGAACGCGAGCCGCAACUUUCCCCACCUAGACACUCCAAUACCCCACCAGCACGUCCCCCAAAACCAGCAGAAGGUGAAUUCGCCCCACCAUCGUACGAAGAAGCUGCUGGCCCUGAAGCUGCCAAGAGAGAGUAUAGAAGAGAAAAAGAGCCAGGCUCGUCGUCACAUUCAACAAGGCAACAUCGUUCACAUUCAGACUCCCACCAUCACAGAAGCCACCGUAAAUCAUCGUCGUCGCGCCACCACAAAUCAUCUAGUUCAAGGAACAAGUCACCAAGUAAACGUAAGCCAGAAGUAGUACCAGCAAAGAAUAUGGACACUAUUGAUAAGUUGGAUGUCACUGGGUUUUUCGGCGGUGGCUUCCACCAUGAUGGACCGUUUGACGCUUGUACACCACAUAGAAACAAGAAUUCAAAGAAGGCUCCUGUCAUGGCUUUCCCCGCUGAUGGGCCUAAUAACUCCAUUGCUGGUGCAGGUAACUUUGAUAAAAAUCAACAAAUGAAUCUUGCAUUUGGCUAUGAUGAGGCUAAUGAUAGCAAACUUGAUGGCGAAAAAAGCCACGCUAAAGCCGAAAGCAAAGAGGCCGUACCUUUGAUAAAAACCAACAGAGUGUCAAACGACCCCCAAACAAGUAUCUACACACCUAAGCAAAAUCCAUCAGUAAUCAAUUUCGACUCGACCCAAAAAGCAGAGCCAGUUCAUGGUUCAACAACCGCUGGUUUAGGGUCAACUACUUUCCUCGAUGGAGCUCCAGCUCCAAGAGGUGCUGACGAUUUUUUAGCACCACCAAGUGGAGGGUUGGGUAGGAAAAAGUCGUUGGUGCAACGAUUCAAAGGUAACGGGUCUUCCAACACAUCGAGAAGAAACUCCAACGAUGACAGAAAUAGCGGUGAAAAUGUCAGAAGAGGCUCGUUGAAUGCGUUGGACAUAGAUACCGGAGAUGACGACGAUUUGAAACCGUCAAGAGGUAACUCGUUAAUCAGAAGAGUCAAGAGUUUGAAGGUAAAGAGGUAG
Messenger RNA from Lodderomyces margitis, 1677 nucleotides. RefSeq lists its product as uncharacterized. Gene Ontology annotation, cellular component: cytoplasm. Bases 1 to 1677 code for a protein of 558 amino acids. NCBI's taxonomy places the organism in Eukaryota, Fungi, Ascomycota, Pichiomycetes, Serinales, Debaryomycetaceae. The record is from RefSeq and is a predicted model, not a curated record. The transcript has 2 exons.